AGGCCGGAGAGCGUUGUCAGACGAUCUUGCCGAUGCCUGGCCGGUCGGAAGCAGUAUCCCGCCCAUUCUGUAGGAUUGCGGCUGCAGAUGCUCCGACGUGCUGAGACUAAAAGAACAACGAUGGAGAAGAUGCCGAGUGGAUUUUUGAAGGAAAGUUCCUCGUUCUGCAUUUUCUGUUGCAAUUCCCGUAAAAGUGCGCUAUCAUGGCUGCUGCUGAGCCCAAGGAUGUCGAGAAAGAAGUCGGAGAAGAGGUGGAUGUUGUUGUAGGGACCGAUGAGGCCUACAGUAUUUAUACCAAGAAAGAAAAAUGGUUGAUUGUCGCUAUGGUCGCAUUGGCUGGGUUCUAUAGUCCUCUACCAGCCAACAUCUACUUCCCAGCUAUUCCGACGAUAGCAAAGGCCUUCCACAAGUCAGUCGACGAUGUAAAUCAGACUGUAACGGUGUACCUCGUGUUCCAAGGCAUAUCGCCUAUGCUCUGGGGUCCCAUCAGCGACAGGUAUGGACGACGAUUGGUCUUCCUCGGAUGUCUCAGCAUUCUCGUCGCUGCGAGCAUUGGACUUGCUCUAUGUCCAACGAACCAAUUCUGGCUCCUUCUCUUUCUGCGAUGCUUCCAGUCUGGAGGUAGCGCUAGCACAAUCGCGCUCGGCGCUGGUGUGAUAGGAGACAUCUCUACAAGUAGAGAAAGAGGAGGGUACUUUGGCAUGUUCAACCUCGGGCCCAUGCUUGCGCCCUGCAUCGCACCUGCGAUAGGUGGUGCCCUGUCUCAAGGCCUUGGCUGGCGGUCGAUCUUCUGGGCGAUCGUGAUCAUGGUCGCUGCUUGCCUUGUUCUCAUCGCCCUCUUCCUCCCGGAAACCCUGCGCUCCAUUGCUGGCAACGGCAGUAUUCCCGUACCUCGACACUCUCGAGCCAUCAUUCCUAUCGUUGGUGGCAAAGCUACUCACAAGGUUGCUGAUACUGAGUCUCGCGCGAAGCCGAAACAGUCCAUGAAUCCGUUCAUUUUGUUCACCUACCCGGAUGUUGUCGUCUUGCUCACCUUCACCGGCAUUGUGUACGCCGUGAACUACACCAUUACUGCCACCAUCUCUUCGGCCUUCGCAAAGAUCUACCCAGAUCUCUCAGAGACCGUGCUUGGACUCUGCUACCUACCCACUGGCGCUGGUAUGAUCAUCGGUAGCACCGUGACGGGCAAGGUCCUCGACUGGGAGUACGAUCGCAUCGAGAAGCGUUCUGGCGAGGGGUUCACCAUCGAGUACGCUCGUCUGCGACUGAUGCCGUACUACCUCGCCCUCUUCGUCAUGUGCGUCAUUGGCUGGGGUUGGACCAUUCAGGCGAAGGCACACAUGGCCGUCCCACUGUGUCUGGGGGUACUAUUGGGCUGGACCGGCAUGGCCAUCUUGAACACGACGAUGACGCUGAAUAUCGACAUCCUGCAAUCGAGGAGUUCGGGAGCGACAGCGUGCACGAAUCUCGUCCGGUGCUCCCUGGGGGCCAUUCUUGUAUCGAUCAUCGACCGUAUGACGAGCAAGCUGGGAGAUGGAUGGACGUACACGAUCUGGGGCGCAACGUGUGCAUUGCUAAUGCCCCUGAUGUUCUUGGAGAUGAAGAAGGGUCCGCAGUGGCGGAAGACGAGAGAGGAGAAAGAGGAGAAGUAAGGCUGUUGAGAAAAGUUUGCAUCUGCAUUUUGAUGAAAAGCUAUAUACCCUAGUCGUAGUUCGGACCUGCAAUGUUUACCAAAUCUGGAAGUGACGAA
This is a messenger RNA of Didymella exigua CBS 183.55, 1750 nucleotides long. Its product is annotated as MFS general substrate transporter. The transcript is spliced from 2 exons. Gene Ontology annotation, molecular function: transmembrane transporter activity. NCBI's taxonomy places the organism in Eukaryota, Fungi, Ascomycota, Dothideomycetes, Pleosporales, Didymellaceae. Gene Ontology annotation, biological process: transmembrane transport. The record is from RefSeq and is a predicted model, not a curated record. Bases 204 to 1652 code for a protein of 482 amino acids.